GUGGGGAGAUCUCCUUGGCCAGCUUGCGUAUCAAUUAUUACAAUUAGAUUAUUUGUAAAUAUGGCUUUUGGUUUUAAUCGAUUAGUGAGAAAGACUGAGCUUUGGGGUGGAACCUUAGUUCUACUAAUUUUAUUAAUACUGGUUUGUGGGGCCUGGUGAGAAAGACUAAGGUUGGAAACUUUAGUUGGAAUAAACACAGCUCAAGAAGUUAAUAAUAUAAAAUUAGCUUUUGCUCUUUUUAUUUGAUCUGAAAUUUUCUUUUUUAUUGGUUUAUUUUGAGCAUUCUUCCAUAGAGCUCUUGUACCGUCGGAUGAGUUGGGUUGUAUAUGGCCACCUAUUGUAGGUAUUAUACCAAUAGAUCCUUAUGCUUUACCUUUGUUGGGGGUUACAAUUCUUGUUAGUUCAGGUUAUAGAGCUAAUUGGGCCGUAAAAACGGUUAAGGCUGGGUUCAAUGACUGGCGGAGAAUAGGUGUUACUGUAGGUUUGGGAAUUUUAUUUAGGUGUCUUCAACUUUAUGAGUAUAAGAGAGCUGGUUUCACAAUACAGGAUGGUAUCUACGGUUCAUGUUUUUAUUUAAUUACCGGAUUCCAUGGACUUCAUGUGUUGGCUGGUACUAUGUUUAACAUUUAUUGUUUAAAAAUAAUGGUUUAUGGGUCCUAUAGGCCAUCUCAUAUAACAUCUAUUCAAAUAUCAGUUUGAUAUUGGCAUUUUGUUGAUAUUGUCUGGGUUGCAGCCUACUUAUUUAUUUAUAUUUGGGGUAAUUGGGGAAUAUAUGUUACUCCAUAUGCUGUUUGAAUAAAAAAGAUGGAAAUCUUUGAACAUAAGAAUUGACCAGGAAUUGUAGAUAUUCUUCGUUUCUUAUUUACGAUUUAUUAA
This is a messenger RNA of Lingula anatina, 876 nucleotides long. Lineage: Eukaryota; Metazoa; Brachiopoda; Lingulata; Lingulida; Lingulidae. The record is from the annotation of a RefSeq genome assembly.